Molecule: messenger RNA, 361 nt
Organism: Caenorhabditis angaria
Lineage: Eukaryota; Metazoa; Nematoda; Chromadorea; Rhabditida; Rhabditidae
Source: the annotation of a GenBank genome assembly
AUGCAUGAGAGAGAUGAUUGCGAGAGUUUACGGCAUAAAACGAAAGGGCAGACAAUCCUCUGUGCAUAUUUGAUCGAACAAUCGCCAAAUCCAACAGUUCAAGAUCACACCGGAGUUCUUCAACUCCAUUGCAAACUUCCCGAUGAUUCUGAUCUCGAAGUAGGAGGCCUAUUUUUAUUUCAUAUUUUCUAUGACCAAGGUGAGCCAUUUUUAAAUUCUCUAGUUUCAUUUUUUCAUCGAAAAUAAUUUAGAAGGUCAGCAAUCAUGCAAUCGAAUUACUCCAAUUCCCAAGGUUCUUUAUGGAGUUUACAAACAACUAUUGGAUAAUUUUCGUGACGAGAAGACACAUUUUUCUUUCUGA